Oldenlandia corymbosa var. corymbosa is the source of this 303-nucleotide messenger RNA. Lineage: Eukaryota; Viridiplantae; Streptophyta; Magnoliopsida; Gentianales; Rubiaceae. The record is from the annotation of a GenBank genome assembly.
AUGGCACCCCAAGACGACGACUAUUCGCCGCCGUCAACAUUUUCCCCCGCUAAGACUACGCCCCUUCGACAAGGGGCAGAGGCCCCACAACGAUUUUCAAGCAAAUCAAAAUCAAUUUCCCUGAUUCGACGAGCUCAAAAUCCUGAUACAAUCAGAAGCGGCGGCGUUUCUCGUGGUUUUGAUGAUGAGGAUGGUGAGGUCACAUCCAGAGAGGAGCUAGACAUGGCAAUCGAGGCCAGGGCCGUGUUCGAGUCCCUGAUGACGCUAAGAGCUGGCGGCCAUCGCAACGUGUCGAGUCCCUGA